GAUUUCACCUUUUCUUUUUUUUUUUUUUUAAAUUUUAUCUCAAUUUAGAAGGGCUUUUUUUUCUUUUUAAAAUUCCAAGUUAAGGAUCGUCCAUUUUGUGAAAGAGAUAUAUAUUGGACAAAUGUCGACUGCAGAAGCAGCAGCAGCCACUCUUGGCCCGCGGUAUGCGCCUGAUGAUCCUACUCUUCCGAAACCUUGGAAGGGGCUGAUUGAUGGAAGCACUGGCCUUCUGUAUUAUUGGAAUCCUGAAACCAAUAUCACCCAGUAUGAAAGGCCUGCCGUUUUGCCUCCACCCUUGCCACCUGGUCCACCGCCUGCAGUUUCCACACCUAAUCUAGCUCCAAUCCCAGUUGCCCACUCAGUGCAACCUAACGGUGUGGUGGCACAGAUGGGCCAAAAGCAAGUUGCCCAGGGCUCACAACAGCAGGGGCAACAAGGGAGCCAGUUAACUCUACAGCAAGGACAAGUAAUGGGACAGCAGCAGGGUUCAAUGUUAGUGCAGGUUUCUGACCAGCAGGGCUCACAACAAUCAGGUCCGCAAAUGGGACAGCCUGGGCAGUUUAUUCCACAGCAAAAUAGGCCACAGAUGAUGCAGCAUCCAAACCAGCAAAUGAUGUCUCAAAUGGGGCAGCAAAUGUCUCAACAGCCCAGUCAGCAUACGCCACAGCCACAAGGCCUGCAGCCAGGGCAGCUGAUGCCCCAACAGACCAUUCAUCAGAUUCCUCAGCAGCUAGGGCAGCAGACAAUGCAACAUCAAAACUCACAAAUGGCACAACCCCAAGGACAUGAAUAUGCACAUCAUCAUUUGCAGUAUAUGGCAUAUCAACAAGAUGUGUUUCCACAGGGGCAACAAAGUUCUCAGCAGCCGGCUUCACAUGGUGCACAGUACCAGGGUCAGCAUUAUCCAAAUCAAGAAGAUUAUAGGGCAGCAGUUCCCAAAAGGGAGGAUGUUGAUUUUCAACUAGGGAACCAAACUGGGUUUUCUCCUUCCCAGUUUCAACAGAUGGGCACGUCUUCUUCUCAGAACCACUCUGCUGGAACUAAUUCAGUUCAGAUGCCCCAAACAGGUUUAUAUUUGGGUCAAGCGCAGCAGUUUACUGGCUCUUCUGUCAAUAUGCAACAGCCAACUUCUGUGGCAAAUUCACAACAAACUGGAACAGAUGUGGUACACCAGCAGCAGGUUCAUAGGUUUCAGAAUCAGAUGGGCCCAUCCAUUAUGCAGUCUAAUAUGCAUCCUCCAGGUUUAAACACCGGUUAUGAAGAUAAUCUACAUGGCAGGCCUAGAAACAGUUACUUCUUUAAUGGUAGAAAAGAUGGGCCAAUGAUGGAUCCACAACAGCGCUCACUUUCAGCUAUACCCAUGGAUACGAGGGUGGGUGGCCUGCCACCUCAAAUUGUCAUACCUGGUCAUGGUGGGGGAUUCAAUGUUAUAGGAGGUCAUGCAAUGCAUAACAUGUAUGGUCAUACUGGUCCACCUUAUCCAAACAAUGCCUUGAUGAGGCCUCCGUUUGUUGCCUCCGCAGAUACUGCUAAUCUGUCUCCAGCUGAAGCAUAUCGCAAACAACAUGAAGUCACGGCAACGAUUCAUUCUGCUGGUUUCUCAUCUCCCACUCCAAUACAAGCACAAACAUGGCCCAUUGCACUGCAAAGUCGGGACAUAGUGGCAAUUGCUAAAACUGGUUCUGGUAAAACGUUGGGCUACUUGCUUCCCGCCUUUAUUCUUUUGAGGCAACGCCAUAACAACCCUCAGAAUGGCCCAACAGUGUUGGUUUUAGCACCAACCCGGGAGCUUGCUACACAAAUACAAGAAGAGGCCAUCAAAUUUGGCCGAUCUUCAAGAGUCUCUUGCACGUGUUUGUAUGGUGGAGCUCCAAAGGCUAAUCAAUUGAAAGAGUUAGAUCGAGGAGCUGAUAUUGUAGUGGCAACUCCUGGUCGGCUAAACGACAUCCUUGAAAUGAAGAAGAUUGAGUUUGGGCAGGUGUCACUCCUCAUUCUUGAUGAGGCAGAUCGAAUGCUUGAUAUGGGUUUUGAGCCCCAGAUCCACAAGAUUGUUAAUGAGAUACCUCCUCGCAGACAAACUCUGAUGUACACAGCAACCUGGCCCAAAGAAGUUAGAAAGAUAGCAAGUGACCUCCUUGUCAAUCCUGUCCAGGUGAACAUUGGCAGUGUUGACGAGCUUGCUGCCAAUAAGGCUAUCACCCAGUAUGUUGAGGUUGUCCCCCAGAUGGAGAAGGAUAGGCGCCUGGAGCAGAUUCUCCAAGCUCAAGAACGUGGUUCAAAGGUUAUUAUUUUUUGCUCCACUAAGAGGUUGUGUGACCAGCUCGCUCGUAGUCUUGGACGCAACUUUGGAGCUGUUGCAUUCCAUGGAGAUAAAUCUCAGAAUGAAAGGGACUGGGUUUUGAGUCAGUUCCGAACUGGGAAAUCCCCAAUAUUAGUUGCUACUGAUGUUGCUGCCCGCGGGCUUGACAUCAAAGAUAUAAGGGUGGUUAUCAAUUAUGAUUUCCCUACUGGCAUUGAGGAUUAUGUUCACCGAAUUGGAAGAACUGGGAGAGCUGGUGCAACUGGUGUGUCAUUCACCUUUUUCUCUGAGCAGGACUGGAAGUAUGCCCCUGACUUGAUUCAAGUUCUGGAGAGAGCUAACCAGAAUGUGCCCCCUGAGGUGCGAGAGAUAGCUUCUCGUGGUGGGCCUGGUUUUGGGAAGGAUCGAGGUGGAAUGAGUAGAUUUAGUUCUCCUAGUGGUAGUGGUGGGCGGUGGGAUUCUGGAGGCCGUGGUGGUAUGAGGGAUGGUGGCUUCUCUGGCCGUGGUGGAAUGAGGGAUGGUGGCUUUGGUGGACGUGGUGUCAGAGGUGGUGGUUUUGGCGGGCGUGGCGGUAUGAGGGAUGGUGGCUUCAGUGGUCCUGGAGGAAGGGGUGACCCAUUUUCUGGACGUGGAAACAGAGGACGUGGAUUUGGUGGCCCUGGUGGUGGCCAUGCUGGUUGGGGCAGAAAUGAGAGAAGCUUGCAUGAUCGUUUUAAUAGUUUUGAUGGGCGAGGACGUGGUCGUGGACAGGGACGAUUUGAUAAUAGAAGAGGCUUUGCUGAUAGGAGUAGGGGCAGAAGUUAUAGCCGAAGUCCUGACAGGGUUCGAGCACGGCGUUAUAGUAGAAGCCGCAGCCGCAGUCGGAGCUGGAGUCGAAGCCAAAGCAGGAGCUUGUCACGUGGUCGUAGUCGCAGCUACAGCCGUAGCCCUGGCAGUAGCUACAGCCGUAGCCCUGGCCGCAGCCGAAGCCGAAGCCAUAGCCGUGGUCACAGUCAAAGCCGUAGCCACAGCUAUGAUAGACAUAAGAAGCCAAACGAGCAGAACUAUGACCAGAAGGAUGAUGCAAAGCUGGCAUUUGAUUCUCCUCCUGUUUCCCGAAUGUCUCCAGGCACACAAGGCAAUUCAUUGCCUGAAAAUAAUUCCGUAAAACCAUUACAAGCAGUUGAAAGUUCUGAGCUACUUCGUGGAGAUGUCGGUGCUGACCAAGUUCAUCAGUCAGUGAUCGAGCCCUAAGUUACGUCUUUGCUGGUUGGCAAUUAGCAUCCAGUUUUGGUUGAUUCUCUAUUUGGAACCCAACUUGUGUUGGUGCCAGCUUCCUAUAGUAUGAUGAUGCGGAUAAUGAGUUAAGGUCUGGUUUAGAAUGGCGAAAAUCAUAAUCAGACCAGCUGAUAUGACAAGCUGCUGCUUUUUGGAAUUUCUGUUUUAGGAUCACCAACAAUAAUUGUUUUGGUAUCCAAGUGUACCAUUACAAACUACCUACAUUCCCUUGAAGACUUUUGCUGCGAUUCAUCUAGUUUUUGGUUAAUGAUGUCUUAUGUGAUUAAACUAAAAAUUUAUAUAAUUGCAUCCUGAAGUUGUUAUAUUUCUGAAGAAAUACUUUGAAAUUUGUUGUUAUUGCUCAUAUAAACUAAAAAGUGUCAUCUAAGUAAUUCUGAAACCUUACUCUUCUGCAUUCUUUAGUUUUUAUGUAUUAUGAAAUGU
This is a messenger RNA of Durio zibethinus, 4000 nucleotides long. Lineage: Eukaryota; Viridiplantae; Streptophyta; Magnoliopsida; Malvales; Malvaceae. The record is from RefSeq and is a predicted model, not a curated record.